AUGCUAGUGCGCGUAAACGUAGUGCUACUGCACCCACUCACGAGACGACCCUGCAGACAAGGAGGGCCCCACGGGCGGGUCUCCGGCAAUGCGCGUGGUGUCCGCGGUAUGGCGUCUGGUGUCUUCGACCCGUGUCUUCUGCGUCUGUGCGGGUUAUGUCCUCUUGUUGGCCAUGCGCGUGGCAGGGAGACCGCAAUACGUUUUAGAGAAUUCGGCUCGGCCGACGUGGGAAACUCCUUCUGCUGGGCCUUCGUCGGUCCACGAGGACCUCGGGAAGCUCCUUGUGGACCUUGGACGACAGGCAGGUGGUCCACGCAUGAAGAGGACUGCCAGUGGUGAAGCAGGGGUUGACGGCGACGGCGAGGGAGCGACAUUAUAAUAUAUAUAUUUAUAACAUCAUGCCUGCGAUCCUUAUUACAGCGGCCAUCUGAAUCCCAGGCAAGUGGCGCCCCUGCACUGAAGCCGCCACAGAGAAUAGUUCGCUCCAGUCGCUAUUUUCUCCGUCGAGGGCUCCACGGAAUUGUCGUGACACAUACAGAUACGAGGUUUUCGCUCUGCAAGUCGCUGCCUGCAGCGUUGCUCCAUGGAACGGGUAUCGUGCAGCGUACUCGACGUCUUGAGACGAUGGCAACGAUGCGCAAGUCACUUUCGUCUCCUCUCUGUUCCACGCUUUCGGAAUCGAGGCAAGCUUUUACAUCUGCGGGAAGUUUAUGACGCACCCUAUCCCUAUCGAUAAGCCGACUCCGGACCAGUUAGUUCGCAAAUGGGACUUUUUGUGAUUGUGAGCUAACAUGUUAGGCUAACACGAGCAUCUAUUUAUUUCUAUCAUAUUGGAAAGUAGAUAGAAACGAGUUGAGCAUGAAGGGCGAGGUUACAACAGAUGCUGUCG
Messenger RNA from Amoebophrya sp. A25, 889 nucleotides. NCBI's taxonomy places the organism in Eukaryota, Dinophyceae, Syndiniales, Amoebophryaceae. The record is from the annotation of a GenBank genome assembly.